AUGGAGCCUUUCACCAAGCUGGCAGAGAAUGAGACUGCUCAGUUACAGAGAGCAGUAUUUGCCCAGUAUAUUAUGAUGAAAAAAUUAUUCAUGGAGCUAGAAGAGGAAAGGGAGGCUUCAUCAAGUGCUGCAAGCGCUGCCCUGUCAAUGAUUAGAAAACUUCAGAAAGAAAAGGAGGCAGAGAGAAUGGAAGCAUGUCAGUACAGAAGAAUGGCUGAAGAAAGGAUGAAUCAUAGUGACAAAGCCCUGGAGGUCGUGAAGGAAGUCAUGCAGCACAAGGAACUGGAGAUCUAUUAUCUCAGGAGCCAACUGCAGGUGUAUAAACAAAGGUUACUGGGUGUUGGUAUUGAUGAUUGUGAUAUUGCAGACGAGACGAUAACAAAAAAUAUACCUUUGUUUGGAAGCAGAGAUGUAGAGAAUCUUUGUUAUACCAUCAAAAGGAAUUUCUCUCUUCCAACUUUUCAGUUGAGUAAACGUUUUGCUGAAAUGGACAUGAACAAAAACAACGGAUCGGUUGCGUCAGCGAGGAGCAGGCUAGGUGUUUACAUGCACAACUCUAGUGAAAAUGAACUGGAACAAGUUUCCAGCGACCUGAAAGCCAUAGGUUCCAAGGAAAGCUUAGCAGCAGAUAUGGACAGUACUGAAAAGCAUGGGGAAGAACCAAAACCUUCAAGCAACAGUGGUACUGAACACUCUUGUCCAUCCGAAGGGUCUUCUCGUUCUUCCCCCUUCUUAAUGGCGGGGCACCACACAGAUAUAUGCAGUCAAAUUGUAACACCGGUUGGCAAAGAUGUCCAAGACACGCUACAUGCUGAUCCACUCGGGUCACUGCGUCCAGACAAUGAAAUGGAUAACACUGUGGCUCAUCAUAUAGGUCAUGCUGACACACUAAAGCAUCCAGAACUAAUCAAGGCGCCGGCAGAAUACUCAUGUACUCCUACUAAACAUAGCAUCAGCACAAAGGAAUCUGAAACGCCUCACGCGGUUGCUCUAAGAGAUAAAGGGUCCCAUGUUCUUUCGAAGUUUUCAGCGACGCGAAAAGUUGGCUCCAUGAAUAACGUUGACAGACAUGUCCGUGUAGCUGCGGCGAGUUCUACGCCACGAGCUGGAGUCGAGAGAACAAGAUCAAGGCUGAAGCGUGUUCAGAGUGAAAAGAUGAUUGAGCUAAAUGAUCCUAAGAAGAACAAGGAGCAGAUCAUAAUGCUCAAGGAGGUAUACGAGCAGCUUAACAUGAUAGAAGCACACAUGAGACCUUCCGCUUCACAGGAGACCCCUAGAAAUGACCAGUCGUUGGACUCUGUUAUGGAGGAAAUUCAUGUUUACAAGAAACCAAAAGGCCAAGAUGCACGUGAUAGUAUCUCAAGAUGUAGUGGGGGUUUUGGGGCUUAA
Molecule: messenger RNA, 1389 nt
Organism: Triticum turgidum subsp. durum (durum wheat)
Lineage: Eukaryota; Viridiplantae; Streptophyta; Magnoliopsida; Poales; Poaceae
Source: the annotation of a GenBank genome assembly